AUGCUGGCUCUGACGUUCUGGCUUAUAUCCCACCCUGCCCUUGCUUUUGUUUUUGCAUUGAUGAAGGAACCGCACGGUCGAGUUUAUCGGGCGCUUAAUGCGGCUAUGUUGUUUACACGUAUCGCACUUAUUAUUUUCGUGAGCUACAUCAUCGCCGGCAUCGCCCGGGGGCUGAUGGCCUUGUUCAGGAGUAGGGACGAAGAGUCGAAGGAAGCCGAAGAGUCCUGGGGCAAAGCCGGGUAUGAUUAUCAACGGCUUCCUCACUGCCGUUUCCACGAUACUCUUCGUGGAGCUCGCGUUGAAAUGGAACAAUGUGACUGGUGUAUUCGAGAUAAAGACAACCGGGCAGUUGAUCCCAUUUACUACUGGGGUGCUUCUGGUGGUCAAUGUUCUUUAGAAGCUAAGAAAGAGAUAUGCAGUGGGUGGAUCAUGGUCGUUAGCAGGAGACUUUACUAA
Messenger RNA from Eremomyces bilateralis CBS 781.70, 456 nucleotides. RefSeq lists its product as uncharacterized. The coding region runs from base 1 to 456 and encodes 151 amino acids. The record is from RefSeq and is a predicted model, not a curated record. The transcript is spliced from 2 exons. Lineage: Eukaryota; Fungi; Ascomycota; Dothideomycetes; Eremomycetales; Eremomycetaceae.